Molecule: messenger RNA, 2076 nt
Organism: Ictalurus punctatus (channel catfish)
Lineage: Eukaryota; Metazoa; Chordata; Actinopteri; Siluriformes; Ictaluridae
Gene: gtf2f1
Product: general transcription factor IIF, polypeptide 1
Exons: 14
Coding region: 186-1796 (536 amino acids)
Biological process (GO): positive regulation of transcription elongation by RNA polymerase II; transcription initiation at RNA polymerase II promoter
Cellular component (GO): transcription factor TFIIF complex; nucleus
Molecular function (GO): RNA polymerase II general transcription initiation factor activity; TFIIF-class transcription factor complex binding; DNA binding
Source: RefSeq, a predicted model, not a curated record
CAGAGGUAGCGCCAGAGGCAGAGAAGAAGGGCCGCAAGGUUUGUGUGUAGCAGUGUUUCUCUGUGAUGUAGCGGCUUCUCUUCUUUUAAUUUGACGGGUUUUAUUAAACACCGACGCUGGUGUUUAGUGUGUUUGUGAUAUUCUUUAAAAGAAGUGGAUCAGACUGUGAGGAUCAGACCGCAUCGAUGGCGUCAUUGGCAAACAGCGGCUCCUCGACUGAGUACACGGUCCGAGUCCCAAAGAACACGAGUAAGAGGUACAGCAUCAUGGCUUUUAAUGCUGGAGACAAAGUGAACUGUUCCACAUGGACUCAGGCGCGGAUGGAGCGUGAUCUGAGUAACCGGAGGAUGUACGGUGAGGAGGAGACGCCGGACGGAGCUGCCGGCAGUGAGUUUGGUAAAAAACAGAGGGAGGAGGCGCGCAGGAAGAAGUUUGGGAUUGUAACCCGUGAGUUUAAGGUGGAAGACCAGCCGUGGAUCCUCAAAGUGAAUGGGAAAGCAGGGAGAAGGUUUAAGGGGCAGAAGAAAGGAGGAGUGACUGAGAAUGCCUCCUACUAUAUCUUCACGCAGUGCGCUGACGGAGCGUUCGAGGCAUUUCCUGUUCACGCCUGGUACAACUUCACCCCGGUGGCUAAACACCGCACGCUCACUGCCGAGGAGGCCGAGGAGGAAUGGGGCAGGAGGAAUAAAGUGGUGAAUCACUUCAGCAUCAUGCUGCAGCGGCGACUGAAGGAGCAGGAACAUGGCGAGGAAGAGGACGAGGAGGGAGAAAAAGGAGCGAAGAAAAAGAAGAAGAAGAAGAAGAAAGGUGGCCAGGGAGGAGACCUGCGUAUUCAUGAUUUAGACUAUGAUCUGGAGUUGAGCAGUGACAACAGUGAGAGCAGUGCAGGAGAAGAUGGAGAAGGUAAGAAGAGUAAGAAGGAGACCAACGCUAAGGCUAAGGGGAAAAAGAAAAAGAAGAAGAAGGGCAGUGAUGUGGAAGGACAUGAGGACAGCGAUGAUGGAGACUUUGAAGGUCUGGAAGUGGACUACAUGUCUGAUGAGAGCAGUUCUGAGGAAGAGGAGCCAGAGAAAGUCAAGCCUAAUAAAGGAGAGGACAUGCCUAAAGGAAUUGACGAAGCAGAGAGUGAGAGUGAAGAAAGCGAGGAGGAGAACAAGAACGAGGAAGAGGCCAAAGAGGAGGAGGAGGAGGAAGAUGGCAAGAAGACACCUGUACAGGCGGAGAAGAAGAAGAAGAAAGACAGCAGCAGCGAGUCAGACAGCUCUGAGGACAGUGACAUUGAGGGAGAGACAGCGUCUGCGCUGUUCAUGGCGAAGAAGCGUACUCCUCCCAAACGAGGUGGUCGAGGUUCUGCUGGAAGUUCUAGAGCAGGAAGUCGACCCGGAACGCCCUCCAUCGAUCACGCUGCCACCUCCAACACACUGCGUGCUGCCGCUACCAAACUGGAACAGGGUAAGCGUCAGGCGGCAACGUCCAGCUCGGACACUCCUGCUGCCAAGCGGCUGAAGAUGGAGCCGACAUCUCAGAGCCCGUCGGGGAAGAGCACUCCACAACCAGUAUCCGGGAAAUCCACACCAAGCUCCAGCUCCAGUGACGUGCAGCUGACUGAGGACGCCGUGCGCCGGUAUCUGAUCAGGAAGCCCAUGACCACUAAAGACCUGCUGAAGAAAUUCCAGACCAAACGCACCGGACUGAGCAGCGAGCAGACAGUCAACGUCCUCGCACAGAUCCUCAAGAAGCUCAACCCAGAGAGGAAAAACAUCAACGACAAGAUGCACUUCUACCUCACUGAGUAAACACACACAGUGUUUUGGGGGGGCGAUAAAAGCUGUUGCAGGAGGCGGGGCCAAGCACAGACUCAUCACAACCACUUGUGGUGUGAUUGGGUAGGUGAGUGGGUGGGCGGGGCAACAUGAUGGAAUUGUGAAACAUGCAUGAGACUUUUUACACUUUUUUUUUUUUUUUUUUAGUUUCCACAGAUACACUGCUUAAUAAAAUAGUGUAAUAAUUCUAACAGAAAGGAUGCAGUUUGGAGUAAAGAACUGAAAAUAUUUAAUAAAAGUUUGUGUUUUUCCA